Ascoidea rubescens DSM 1968 is the source of this 2208-nucleotide messenger RNA. RefSeq names its product Zn(II)2Cys6 transcription factor. The record is from RefSeq and is a predicted model, not a curated record. The annotation marks the transcript as partial. The transcript is spliced from 3 exons. Gene Ontology annotation, biological process: regulation of DNA-templated transcription. Lineage: Eukaryota; Fungi; Ascomycota; Saccharomycetes; Ascoideales; Ascoideaceae. Gene Ontology annotation, molecular function: zinc ion binding; DNA-binding transcription factor activity, RNA polymerase II-specific.
AAACAUGUUAGUAGAGCCUGUAUUCAAUGCCGUGGUCGUCAUUUAAGAUGCGAUGGUAUUUUACCAAUAUGUGGUCGUUGCUUAAAAAAUGAUAAAACUUGCACCUAUGUUCCAAGUCAUCGUGGUGGUUCAAGAAAGAAAAUCAAAUCAAAUACUGCUCAUACUUUUAACCAUUUAAAUAGACCUUUCCCACUACUAGCCCCCUCAAGUCUAAAUUUCUCCUUGAAUUCCUCCUUAAAUUCUUUAAAUUCCUUUAAUGAUUGUUCUGCUUGCGAUAACUGCAACUCUUGUUCUGAAGAUGAAUCUUCUUCAUACACAAAUUCAAAUUCAAAUUCUUACAAUUCCUAUAGAAUGAAAAGAAAAUUAUUCAAAAAGACAAAAAACUCAAAUCUUUUAAAUAAUUUGUCUUUCCCAAUAUCAAUAUCUCAUUCAAAUUCGUUCAUAAACAACAACAUCAAAAAUAACAAUAAUAACAGCAAUAAUAACCCAUUUAAUAACAAUAAUAAUAAUAACAAUAAUCAAAAUUUCAUUCACUCUAAAUCAAAUUUGAUUGACACCUCAAAAAUAAAUACAGCUUCAACAAUAUUGCUAUAUUACUCAACUUUCCAUAAUUUCCAUCCCUUCUUGCCUCCAAUAAAUGAAAUCAAUGACUAUAUAACAAAAAUUACAAACUCUGAUGAUUUAGUAUCUGCUAUGAAAUUAAUAAUAGAUGGCCAAACUACAAAUCAAUUCUCAAAUGAUAUCAGAAAAGUAUCUGAUAGAAUAACUCAAUGCUUAAUGAUAAUAGAAAAUGACCUUAAUAACGACCUCGUAUCUCUACAGGCUUUGAUACUAUUAUCAAUAGCAUCAUAUAUAUCUUCCUUACAUGAUCUAAAUAAGUAUAUUAGAGAAAAAUGCUUUUCUUUAAUCAAAUUCUUAAACAUUAAUGUUAUUGAUGAAGAAUAUUUCAAAAGCCCAAUCGCUUCUCCAACUCUUAACUCGAAUGAUUCUUGCUCUUCAAAAGCUAUAAUAGAAAAUUUACAAAACUUACAAGUUUUUAAAUCAAAAAGAUUACAAAAUAUCCCAACCAAUACAAUACUAGAUUCUUCAAGAAGAUUGUUUUGGGAAUUUUAUAUGAUUGAUAUUACUAUAAACUCACUUGAUGGUAAAACUUUAUCAAAAUUACCUUCUUUGUCUUUGAAGAUUAAAUAUCCAACUUAUCCUCCCAGAGAAACUUUUGAUUACAAAAGCAGAUCUGAAGCUUCAACUUUAUUAAACGAUGUUAUUAGAAUGAAUAGAGCUAUAUUAGAAAAACAGCCCUAUGACUCUUAUUUAGUCCAAGCUUCUGUUGCUUUAGGAAACUGGGAAAUGAAAAUAGAAGACCCAUCUUUAUUCAAUACUCCCUACUUGAUUAAUAGUUUAGGUCAAGUUAAUGAAGGUGUUCAUCAAGCUAUAAUAAUGUUUAACUACGCUAAAAUGUUUAUCCAUAAACCAUUUUCUUUCCUCUCUCUGGAUGAAAUCCCUGUUCUCCCGAAAUCGCCUAAUAGUAACAAUAACAAUCUUAAGAAUAAUGAUUUAUCCUCGUUCCCAAACAAAAUAGAUUCGAGAAAAAUCAUCGAAACAAGAAAAACAAUCGAAGCUGCAAACUCUGUUGUUAAAUUAUUAAUUGAUACUAAUCCUGCUCAAAUCCAUAAAAGAACUCCUUUAUUUGCUUGUUCAGUCGCCUAUGCUGGUAUAGUCCAUCUUGGUGCUUAUGUUUGGACUGGUUCUUCUAUUGAUCAAAGCAAUAUCAAUCCUUCUUUCUCGAAUCAUUUCCCAAAAAUUAACCCUGGAGAAUUACAGCUCUACAAGGAAUACUUGAAACUCGAAUUAAAUGGAAUUUAUUCAGUGUCAAGACACUGGCAUUUGCCUGGCGAACUAGCAUCUCACUUGAGAAAUUCAAUAUUUAAGCUGGUACCUGAAUUAUAUCAUCAGCUUGAAGAUUCAUUUCCAAGAAUGUUUAAUAUAACAAAUGAAAAACAGUCACUAAUAAACAAAUUUAAUGCAUCUCCAGUCAGAGCUGCUUCAACUAUUUCAAAUAAUUCGGAUUUUGACUUCACCAGUUUCCAAAAUGAAAACAGUUUCAAUAAUAAUACUAAUAAUAACACCCCUGACAAUAAUUCUAACAUUCAGAAUAACAAUAUGAACAAUAUGAGCAAUAUGAGUAAUAUGAGUGACAUAAGUAAUAUG